AAAUUUCGGACCUUUCUUCGAAGAGAACAUGGCCGACAUUUUGGUCUUGCUGUCAUGAAGAUUUUCUAGUGACAAAUUUUACCUUUGUAGUUCUUCAUGCACGGUUUUAAGUUCCAAAAACGUUUUAUUUUUAAUUGAAUAGACGGUGUUUAGUAUAAGAUAUUUUAUUUUUAUAAAACAUGGCAGCUGAUCGAGAGAUUGCUGCUGAAGACAGCAUAAGAGUGGUGUGCCGAUUUCGACCAUUGAAUGACUCCGAGGAAAAAGCUGGUUCCAAAUUUAUUGUGAAAUUCCCUUCGGGACCUGAUGAUAAUUGCAUUUCCAUAGGGGGUAAAGUAUACUUGUUUGACAAAGUAUUUAAGCCAAAUGCGACUCAGGAGAAGGUCUACAAUGAAGCUGCCAAAAGUAUUGUCUCUGAUGUACUGGCUGGUUACAACGGCACUAUAUUUGCUUAUGGACAGACAAGUUCCGGAAAGACACAUACCAUGGAAGGUGUCAUAGGAGAUCCAGGGAAACAGGGUAUUAUUCCACGGAUAGUCAAUGACAUAUUCAACCACAUCUAUGCAAUGGAGGAAAACUUGGAAUUCCAUAUAAAAGUCUCAUAUUUUGAAAUUUAUAUGGACAAAAUUCGGGAUUUAUUAGAUGUGUCAAAGGUUAACCUCAGUGUUCAUGAAGACAAAAAUAGAGUUCCAUUUGUAAAAGGUGCUACAGAAAGGUUCGUGUCAAGCCCCGAAGAAGUGUUUGAAGUUAUAGAGGAAGGAAAGUCAAAUCGACACAUUGCUGUUACAAACAUGAAUGAACAUUCAUCUAGAUCUCAUUCUGUCUUCCUCAUUAAUGUAAAACAGGAGAACUUAGAAAAUCAGAAAAAACUUUCUGGGAAACUAUACCUUGUAGAUUUGGCUGGCUCUGAAAAGGUAUCUAAAACUGGUGCUGAAGGUACGGUACUUGAUGAAGCUAAGAACAUAAACAAAUCACUGUCUGCAUUGGGUAACGUCAUCUCAGCGCUCGCAGACGGAAACAAAUCCCACAUCCCAUACCGAGACUCGAAACUGACGCGUAUCUUACAAGAGUCACUUGGUGGUAAUGCAAGGACAACCAUUGUUAUCUGCUGUUCACCAGCUUCUUUCAACGAAAGUGAAACCAAGAGUACACUUGAUUUCGGCAAAAGGGCCAAGACUGUGAAGAACGUGGUCUGUGUUAAUGAGGAGCUUACUGCCGAGGAAUGGAAACGACGUUACGAGAGAGAGAAAGAGAAGGUGGCUAGGCUGAAGGGCAAGGUUGAAAAGUUAGAGGCAGAGCUGGCCCGCUGGCGCUCAGGCGAGACGGUGCGGCCCGAGGAACAGGUGAACCUGCAGGAGCUCGAGGCCGUGACGCCCGUGACGUCAUUCAUCGAGGACAAACCUCCGGCGCCGCCGGUACCAGUAGCCGUUUCAAGUGCCGUGGAAGAUGCGGCCAUGCAGGGCAAGCUGGAAGCUCUGUACCAGCAGCUGGACGACAAGGACGAGGAGAUCAACCAGCAGUCGCAGCUGGUGGAGAAGCUCAAGGACCAGAUGAUGGAGCAGGAAGAGCUCAUUGCUUGCACAAGGUGCGCUAUGUGUUGUAGUUAUUAUUUGUAGCCGGUACCAGUAGCAGUGUCAAGUGCCGUGGAAGACGCGGCCAUGCAGGGCAAGCUGGAAGCUCUGUACCAGCAGCUGGACGACAAGGACGAGGAGAUCAACCAGCAGUCGCAGCUGGUAGAGAAGCUCAAGGACCAGAUGAUGGAGCAGGAGGAGCUCAUUGCUUGCACAAGGCGCGACUACGAAUCCCUGCAGGGUGACAUGAAUCGCAUCCAGCAAGAGAACGAGGCCGCCAAGGAGGAGGUGAAGGAGGUGCUGCAGGCGCUCGAGGAGCUGGCCGUCAACUACGACCAGAAGUCACAGGAGGUCGACAGCAAGAGCCGCGAGUGCGACCAGAUGUCUGAGGAGUUGCAGGCCAAGCAGACGGCGUUAGCCUCCGCGACGGCCGAGCUGCAGCAGCUCCGCGACAUGUCCGCACACCAGCGCAAACGCAUCGCCGAACUGCUCUCCAACCUGCUCCGCGACCUCGCCGAGAUCGGCGCGGCCGUCGGCGGCUCCGAGCUCGACUUCAAGCUCAACGUCGACACCGUGGGCAAGCUCGAGGAGGAGUUCACCGUGGCCCGGCUGCACAUCAGCAAGAUGAAGAGCGAGGUCAAGAACAUUGUGCAGCGGUGCCACUCGCUAGAGACUGCCAAUAUUGACGCUAAUCAGAAGAUCGAGGAGUACGAGCGUUCGCUGGGAGAAUGCAGACUGCUCAUCUCGCAGCACGAGGCGCGCUGCGCGUCGCUCGCGGAGUCCAUGCGAGAGGCGGAGAACAAGAAGCGGCAGCUGGAGGAGGCCGCGGACGCGCUGCGCGAGGAGUGUGCUCGCCUGCAGGCGGCGGAGCGCGUGUCGGCGGCGGCGGCGGAGCAGCGCGCGGACACGCAGGUGCGCGGCGCGCUGGAGGCGCAGCUCGAGCAGCUGCGCGCCGCGCACGCCACGCAGCUCUCCUGUCUGCGCGACGAGCUCGCCACCGUGCAGCGCAACCACCAGGACCUCAAGGACACUUACCAGGAGCUGACGCUGGCGCGGCAGCAGCUGCAGGACGACUACGACAAGCUGAAGCGCGAGGAGGCGGACAAGUCGGCCAAACUCAAGGAGCUCAUUCAAAGCGUGGAGAGGCGUGAGCAGGCGCGGGCCGAUCUCAAGGGCUUGGAGGACACGGUCGCUAAGGAGCUGCAGACCUUGCACAACCUGCGCAAGCUAUUCGUGCAGGACUUGCAGGCCAGAAUAAAGAAAUCGAUCAACUCGGAGGAAGGUGCCGAGGAGGAGGGCGGUUCCCUGGCCCAGAAGCAGAAGAUCUCGUUCCUGGAGAACAACCUCGAGCAGCUGACGAAGGUGCACAAGCAGCUGGUGCGCGACAACGCCGACCUGCGCUGCGAGCUGCCCAAGCUGGAGAAGCGGCUGCGCGCCACCAUGGAGCGCGUCAAGGCGCUGGAGACUGCACUCAAGGAAGCAAAGGAGGGCGCUAUGCGAGACCGCAAGAGGUACCAAUUCGAAGUGGACCGGAUCAAAGAGGCUGUUCGUGCCAAGAAUCUCGCCCGAAGAGGCCCACAGGCACAAAUCGCGAAACCGAUCCGCGCCGGCGGCGGGCACCUGGUGGGCGGCGCGGCCGGCGCCGUGCGGCCCGCGCCCGCGCAGGACAUCAAGCGCAAGUCCAUCGUCGUGGGCGGCCGCGAUGAAAGUUGAAGAGCUAACCACAUCACAUCUUAGAGAAUUUAAAUGGAACUUCAUAGGUGUACCUAACUUACGGCGAAAAUCAUUCUCGAGCAUUAUAUCCAUUAUAAUAAAAAUACGUGUUUAAUAAAAGCCUAAUUUAAGCUGCAACAAAAAAAAGAAAUAUCGUAGUUCUCUUAAGCUUAAAUGUUUCGGGCGAUCUAAUUAAUAAUGUCAGUGCACAUGGACUUAGACGGUAUAGCUUUUUGCUAAUAUUUAAGCUACUUAAAAUUAGAUAUGUAUAAUUGUUAGGUACCCCUGCAAAAAGUAUUACUUUCUAUAUAAUCAGAUCCGAAGCGACGGUUGCUUUUUUUUUACAAAGGAGAUAAAAUAUUUUUAUGAAAUGACAAAGUAUUAAAUUUAGCUUGAUAACGUCUUGAGUGCUGAUCGCAUUACAUACUAAAUUAAAUAUUCUAAUUAAUCUAAGUGGUAUAAUUCCGUGGGAUGAAAUGCGGCCGAUGAAAGUACGUUAAAUGUGCAGUACAAAGACACCGAGCCAGUUACCAAGAUUUCUGGAAACACUGAGACAGUGCUCCCAUUUCUCCCAUCGGACACGAUUCAUGUUUUCAAAAGUUGCAAUACGUUAUUAUGUUAAGAUUCGCUGUGAAUAAUUUGCAGACUUGCAUAUGCUACCGCACAAAUAAAAUAAAAAUACAAAAAAAAUGUUUUUUAAAAUAAGUGUCUAUUACGGUUGCUGUAAAGUCCUCGUAAUCACGUGUGGUGGCAAAUGCAUACCAGUAUGCAUCUUCAAUGUGUAGUUGUAGAUUAGGCUUCAUUGAUAUAUAUUUUUAUAUAUUGUGAUAAGCGUUGUUAUGCCGACAAGCGAGCAUUUAUUUAAUUACUAACGAAUGAUUCGGUAGGUUCGUUAAGGUGUCAUGGGUGAUAACGAGAACUCGAAACAGUCAGGAACAGAUUAUAAUAGAUUGUCGGGCAUUGGAUUGAGGACGUGAGUGCCUGCGCGACUUGCUGCAACUAGCAAGUUCUCUGCUGUCAGGCACAGUCUGCGACGCCAGAAGGAUUCAUAUUUUACAUUUUUAGUGGGUGAUUUUUGUAUUCCAUCCAGGAAUAUGAAAAUCUCAUUCAACUAAUUACAUUUUUGCUCUGGUUACAUAGGAAUACAUAUAAAAUAAUAUUUACCAAUGCGUAGUAAAAGCACUUAUAGAAGAGUUACUGCAUAAAUUAGUGUAGGUUGGUUAUCAUUCAUUAUCACCUUUCGCUUAGCUCUCAUCGCGCGUCAUGUUCACGUUUGCUUGUGAUCUGUGAUUUUAGCACAUAAUAUAAUGAACCCCGUCUGCUUAGAAAGUCUCAGUGGUUAUUUUAGUUAAGUUCCGAGCAUAUGUAAUGCCGCGGAACGUAAACGAUAUACGUGCAAUAUUCCUUUCAAGCACAUGAUAAACGAAUGACAAGUGAUGCUUAAAAUACCUACCCAGUACCCGAUUGGUUGAAGUUCUCUAUUGCUUUUAGGAUACAUCCGCUUCAUCUAGAUCUGUAACUUUUAUAAGUACUUACGAAUGUAAUCACGAAUAGGGGCCAGCAGUGCCGCGUCGCGUACAUGAGGAGUUAUGGAACUACGUGAACCACAUGUCAGAAAACCAAAGAUAAAUCACAUUUUUAGAUUUAUUGAUUGAGAUUAAAUGCCACCUGAAAUUCAAUAAGUUAUAUCCCGAAUUACUCGAUGGUUCCAAAGCUCCUUGUUUUUCUUGCAAUACAUAUAUGAUUUAGGUGUAAAGUUAUAGUAAAUUAUUUCACAAUUAAGUUAGGUUCUCGAUUUUAUAAUUUUUUAUUUAUUGUUUCACGAACCAAAAUUGUCUUGUUUUUUUUUUCACUUUUAAAGUGUUGUACGCUUUUUUUACAUACCUCUAUUUACAUAAUUUUAACAAUCAUGAUCAAAUACAUAUAUUUUUUCAUUAAAAAUGGGGAUGUAAGCAAAGAUGCAUUCCACGAGGAAACUCAAGUGUGUGUCUUUGUCGUCGUUAAGUCUAGAUUGUUUUGUUUUGUUGUCGUGUAGGUACAUAAGAGGCUACCCUCGGUUACUCGCGCCUGUGGUGGCGCUCGACGGGCUCCGGCGCAUCGCAAACAAACCGACAGGCUUGCCUUUGCACCAAGUGAUUUAGUUUGUAUUGACAUCUUUUGUAUGAUGUAUUUAAUAUACAGGAAAUUCUCAGAAAGAGCGUUUUCUUGAUUUUUAUUUAUUAUAAAAAUAAAAUUAUGAAUUUAAUUUGC
Cydia splendana is the source of this 5531-nucleotide messenger RNA. RefSeq names its product kinesin heavy chain (gene Khc). Gene Ontology annotation, cellular component: microtubule. NCBI's taxonomy places the organism in Eukaryota, Metazoa, Arthropoda, Insecta, Lepidoptera, Tortricidae. Gene Ontology annotation, molecular function: ATP binding; microtubule motor activity; microtubule binding. The transcript is spliced from 19 exons. The record is from RefSeq and is a predicted model, not a curated record. Gene Ontology annotation, biological process: microtubule-based movement; mitotic cell cycle.